AGUCUUGUCUUUAAAGUCUAACUUUGAAGUUUGCUGUUCAAAUAUUUAAUAGAAUGUUGAACUUUCGAUUAACUUUACUACUUGCCUCAAUGACCAUUCAAGUCACUUUGUGCUUCAAGUGUGAAUUCCAAAAAGAUAAAUAUAGUACAAUUGAAAAUAUUGAUUGCUGCAACAUCGUCCCAGACUCAAGCGACAUCGCUCAAAACUUUUCAUUAGAAGUCGUUACAGAUGUUGAUUAUAAUGGCACCGAAAUUGGAUCUAUUCAUAUGUCGGAAACAGAAUAUCCAAUUUGUAAGAUGUUUCCAAAUUUAGAACAAAUUUGUAUUAAUGAUGUUAAGUCUGUUGACGAAAAUUUCCUGAAUCACUGCAAAAAAGUUGAUAAACUUACGAUUAUUACAACUGAAAUGGAGGAAUUGCCAGAAAACUUUUUUCAUAAUAAUUUGGAGCUGUAUCGGAUCACUUUAAAGAAUAACAAGCUAAAAACACUUCCUGAAAAUAUUUUCACUCGUCUGAAGGAACUGUUGUCAAUAAAUCUUUCAGAAAAUCAAAUUACAUUCUUGCCAGCAAACAUCUUUAAUUCAUUGCCUAAGCUCGAGAGAUUAUACCUUGAUUACAAUAAAAUUCAAACUUUGCCUCCAAAUUUAUUUGAUGGUUUAUCAAAUUUAGAAGUUUUGGCUUUGGAUCACAACGAAAUCCUAGAUCUACCAAAAAAUAUUUUUACAUCCUUAGUCAAUUUGAAUACUUUAUAUUUGUAUAAUAACAACCUGACUGUCCUCCACUCAGAUUCUUUUGGGAUUCAUAGACAAUUUUCUGAUGUCACCUUGCACAGCAAUAAGUUUGUGGCAAUUGAUGAAAAGUGGUUUGAUAAUACAAAUAUUGAGAAUAUAACAAUGAUUGAUGUGGAAAAUAAUAUAUGUGUUAAUAAAAUAUUUUUUAAUGAAGGGGAAGACUUAAGGGAGGAAUUUAAGACAUGUUUUGAAAAUUAUCGACCACGAGAAGAAUGAAGUUAUGAGAUUUUUGAAUCUGGACGAUCCUAGAACCUCCCUCCCCCCUCCCCUUCCCUGUAAAAAGCAAAU
Messenger RNA from Chironomus riparius, 1076 nucleotides. The record is from the annotation of a GenBank genome assembly. NCBI's taxonomy places the organism in Eukaryota, Metazoa, Arthropoda, Insecta, Diptera, Chironomidae.